Messenger RNA from Phlebotomus papatasi, 2144 nucleotides. RefSeq names its product complex I assembly factor ACAD9, mitochondrial (gene Egm). The coding region runs from base 88 to 2070 and encodes 660 amino acids. The record is from RefSeq and is a predicted model, not a curated record. The transcript has a single exon. Lineage: Eukaryota; Metazoa; Arthropoda; Insecta; Diptera; Psychodidae. Gene Ontology annotation, molecular function: flavin adenine dinucleotide binding; acyl-CoA dehydrogenase activity.
UCUAGUGUCAAAAUUCACCCUGACGUCCGGAAAGUGCAAAAAAAGCAAAUCGCGUGUAAGACUCCGGGAAUUUUCAUCCGGGAAGCAAUGUUAACAGCCGGUAGGAGUGCAAUCAGGCGCUUCCUGAUACACCCAUCCCACAAAUGGCCAACUCUCCCCAGUGGACAGUUUCUAAGUAGUGCCCAAAUCCAACCAAAAUCCUCAUCAAUCCCACCGACUGACGAUGAGGCAGCCGGGAAGAAGGAAGUCACCCAGGAAUCAUCAAAAACCCCCGGAAUACGAAUUAUCAGCACAAAAGUGGACAAAAAAUUGCCCAAGAAGGAGCCACUGAUGAAGAAUAUGUUCAUGUGUCGUGUUGACACGGACUUGCUGAUCUAUCCUGAGGUCUUCAACUACCAGGAUCAUCCAGAAGUGAUGGAAAAAGUGACUCCUAUUCGUCAAACACUGGAGGAUUUUGAAGAAAUCAAGCAGAUAGACGCCCAAGGAGAAAUUUCUGAGAGUAUUUGGCGAAAAAUCGACAAUUUGGGGCUCUAUGGAAUGAAUAUUCCGCAGCAUUUUGGUGGAUUGGGCUACAUGGUAUCCGAUUCCCUGUAUACACUGGAGCCUUUGGCUUCAGAACCUGCCCUUUUGAUGUGCCUGGGGAUACAUCAUCAAGUGGCAGAUGCUAUUUUGAAGGUGGGAACUGAUGAACAGAAGCAGAUUUAUCUGCCAAGGCUAGCUUCCGGGGAACUCCUGGGCAGUGUAGCCCUUCAGGAGACUGUUGACGCCGAGGGUUCUAUGUUUAACACCGUGGCCACAAGUGACGCCGGCGAGACAGUUUGGAGGAUUUCUGGGGAGAAACUUUUCGUCCUGAAUGGCAGGAAGGCAAAUCUCUUAGUGGUUUUUGCCAAAACCGAAGGGAUUAACUACAAAGGCACAAAAGAUGAGACUGUCACGGCAUUCCUGGUAGAGACAGAUCGAGAUGGUGUGGAGAAAAUCCCAAAGGAUUCGCGAGAAUUCGGGAUGCGAGGCUCUGAAAGCAUCACCGUCAAAUUCAACAAUGUCGAAGUCUCCUCAAGGAAUAUCCUGGGCACAGUAGGACUUGGACAUGAAGUUGGGGAGGAACUGGUGAAGCUAAUGCGCCUUCAGGGUGGCCUAGCAGCCGUAGGCAUGCUAAAGAAGCUUCUGAUAGAGAAUUCCGAGUACUGCAUAGAGAAAAAGCCCGGAGGAAUGGAUCUGGUGGAAGUGGAUUUGCUCAAAAAUCGCUUUUCGCGCAUCACCUGUGACAUUUAUGCCAUUGAGAGCAUGAUUUACCUGACAGCUGGCCUGCUAGACAUGUACGAUGGUCAGGAUGUCACCCUGGAAUGUGGAAUCAUCAAGAAUUUCUCCGCAAUGGCCCUCAGUCGAGCAGCAGGAAUGAUUGCAUGUCACAGAGAUUCCACAAUCUUCACCCAAGGUCACGUGACAGAACGCUUCAUGCGGGAUGCUCUUCAGUUCCAGACCCAAGGUGAAGUCCUAGACUCCCUUCGGUGCCUAAUCUCCCUCACGGGACUUCAAUUCCUCGGCAAGGAAAUGUACGAGACCGUCAAAAAAGUCAGAAAUCCCCUCUUUCAUCCCUCCUACAUCUUCAAGCGCCUCUUCACUGGCCAAUCCUUCGACAAACCCAAGAAAUUCGCCAAUCUCGAGCACUAUCUCCAUCUCUCCGUGAAACCCGGCGUAGAUGCCAUGGAACUCUCAAUCGUGCGCCUGCAUCUUCUCUCAGAAUUCCUCCUAGGACGCUACGGCACAGAAAUCUACCAGCAUCAAGUGGAUCUUCAGCGUCUGGCCGAAGUAGCUACUCUCUGCUAUGCCAUGUUUGCUUCCGUGGCCAGAGCCUCAAGAUCCUACUGCAUUGGCCUUCGCUAUGCCGACUUCGAGAUGCACACAGCAACUUCAGUCUGUUCACAUGCCACCGAAAGGAUCAUUCAUCUGGCCGAAGAAAUCCAACACAAUCAAUUCUUCAGCCACGACGUGGCCCAUGAGAAAAUCGGAAAGCAAUUGUUCAAGAGCAAGGGAUACUUCCUGGAACAUCCACUCACUAGAAACUUCUAAAAAAAAUAGUCCAACGUCGUAAAUAAAACACAUUUUGUAAAAAUAAAAUAAAUUGAAAAUAGCAUUAACAAAAA